AUGGACGAGUCGGCGUUGGAGCGAUACUUCGAUGACUCCAUUGCAAAUGACUCCAGCUUCGUGUUGGGGGAGGGGCUUGGCAUCCGAAGCCCCGCCCAACAGCAAUGUGACUCCGCCCCCUCAGCGCAGGACUCCUCCUUCCUGUCGACGAAGUCUGAACGACGCGGCGAGCUGGGCGACGAGCUCGACCUCAGCUUCCUGCCCGAUGACCUCAGCACUCAGGAGGAGCCGAGUCAUGAAGAUGCAGCAGACAGUCAGACUGCAGCUCUGGACGUGACUCAGGACAGCGGCGUCGGUCUGGACCUCACCUCCCAGGAAUCCACGGCAGUCGAACCCCACCAGGUGGCGUCCACGUCAGGGCUGAAGACCGGUGCGUCCCCCUUCUGUCCAAUGACGCCGAUGACCCCGAUGACACCGAUGACCCCUGUGACGGAGCGAUCAGGAAUCAUCCCACAGUUACAGAACAUCGUCUCCACGGUGAACCUCGGCUGUCCUCUGGAUCUGAAGUUCAUCGCUCUGCAGGCCAGAAACGCAGAGUACAACCCAAAGCGCUUCGCGGCCGUCAUCAUGAGGAUCCGCGAGCCGCGAACCACAGCACUGAUCUUCAGUUCAGGGAAAAUGGUCUGUACAGGAGCCAAGAGUGAGGAGCAGUCUCGGCUGGCGGCCCGUAAAUACGCCCGGGUGGUUCAGAAGCUCGGCUUCCCCGCUCGCUUCCUGGACUUUAAGAUCCAGAACAUGGUGGCCAGCUGUGACGUGUGUUUCCCCAUCAGACUGGAAGGACUGGUUCUGACCCACCAGCAGUUCAGCAGUUAUGAACCUGAGCUGUUUCCAGGCCUCAUCUACCGGAUGGUGAAACCUCGUAUUGUCCUGCUCAUCUUCGUGUCGGGGAAAGUGGUUCUGACCGGAGCUAAAGAGCGAGCUGAGAUCUACGAGGCGUUUGAGAACAUUUAUCCGAUCCUGAAGGGCUUCAGGAAGCAGUGAGGACUCCGGCAGCUCGUCUCUCGUCUGUAAAUACACGAUUCGGUAUAUUUGUCUGUUUUAUUUUAUGUCUGGCUGAAGAGCUGUCGG
This is a messenger RNA of Stegastes partitus (bicolor damselfish), 1068 nucleotides long. RefSeq names its product TATA box binding protein like 2 (gene tbpl2). Gene Ontology annotation, molecular function: DNA binding. NCBI's taxonomy places the organism in Eukaryota, Metazoa, Chordata, Actinopteri, Pomacentridae. Gene Ontology annotation, biological process: DNA-templated transcription initiation. The record is from RefSeq and is a predicted model, not a curated record. The coding region runs from base 1 to 981 and encodes 326 amino acids. The transcript has 8 exons.